Molecule: messenger RNA, 687 nt
Organism: Sinocyclocheilus rhinocerous
Lineage: Eukaryota; Metazoa; Chordata; Actinopteri; Cypriniformes; Cyprinidae
Product: 1-phosphatidylinositol 4,5-bisphosphate phosphodiesterase beta-1-like
Exons: 7
Coding region: 49-687 (212 amino acids)
Source: RefSeq, a predicted model, not a curated record
UCAGAAGCAGCGGCAGCAGCAGCGAGCGUCGCGAGGACACGGACGGAGAUGGCGGGAGCGCAGCCGGGAGUCCACGCGCUCCAGCUCAAGCGCGUGUCGGUGACCGAGAGCCUGAGGACCGGCGACAAGUUCAUUAAAUGGGACGAUGACUGCACUACAGUUACGCCCGUGACGCUGCGCGUUGACCCGCGGGGCUACUUCCUGUACUGGACCGAUCAGAAUAAGGAGACCGACCUGUUAGACGUCUCGCUCAUCAAGGAUACGAGAAAUGGGAGAUUUGCCAAGACGCCAAAGGAGGCCAAGCAGCGAGAGCUUCUGGAUGUGGGGACUCUGGAGGGGAGGCUGGAGAACCGGACACUCACAGUGGUCAGCGGUGCAGACAUGGUCAACAUCACCUGCCUGAACUUUACAGCCUUCAGCGAAGAGGUGGCCAAGGAGUGGGCCGAAGAGCUUUUCAGCUUGGCGUCGAACCUGCUGGCUCAGAACAUGUCCAGAGAGUCCUGUCUGGAGAAAGUGUACACAAGACUGACGUUACAGCUGACGGCCGAGGGUGGCAUUCCUGUGAAAAAUAUCUUCCGUCUGUUCUCAGCCGACAGACGGAGGGUUGAAAACGCUCUGGAGGUCUGCAGCCUGCCGACGGGACGAGUAAGAGAACGCUUCAUUCUGCUAAAACCUCACUCUUUUUAG